AUGUCUGGCGAAGUCGAGUGCACCCCGCUUUCUCCGGAAGAGGACCUCGUCCCAGGCAUCUACAUCCUGCCGCCGCCCACAAAGCAGUCCAAGGCGCUGUUCAUGGAGAAGCUGCCCUUCGUGGAAUACAUUGCCAACCGCUACAAUGACACUCCCGUGCCUCCCGGCACAGAACCGUGUUCUUGGAGUCACACGGGCCGUGGCUUCAAGACAAUGACCUUGUGGACUCAUGGAUUUCUCUUCACUUUGCGCCAAGAGUCGCUGGCCUACUUAAUUGAGAAUCCUAGCUUAGCGGAGAAGGUGUGCGAUCACGCCAAGUACUUUCUUCUCUUCCUUUCAGGAGUGAACGUUGGAUGGUACUACCGAUUCCAUAUCGAUCGUGAGUCGUGGCGGCUGGCUCCUCUAGCACACAGUACGCCGGUCAUUCCUCGAACCGCAACCGGCAGCCCCGGCGCCCAGCAGCUGCUUACCGAGCUGUCUUACAUGAUCUCCGUCCUCUUCCCCGAGCCUGUUGCUCAACGCAUUCUGUCUCUUCUCAAGUCGAAAGAGGGGGGCUCCGGCUACCACACACACUGCAUCACUCUGACUCCCUACCUCGGCGAGCUUUUUGACGAGGGCUUUCUCGGCUUGCGCCCGCUGCGCCAUACAAAGCGCAUCAAGCCGGGCUACAGCGCCGAUGACGAUGAGAAGGAGGAGCACCUUGUACAUUUCUCGGUCCACUGGAUGCAGAACCAUGGCACUCCCAACCACCGCAUGAAAGGAUAUGGGCUCGAUGAAUGGUGGAUCGAUAACAUGCUCGAGACAUUGACUGAAUACGCGGGGUUCAGCUUCAAGCUAUGUGAGAUCGAUGCACAGACGAAACAGCCCAUCACCGAGGGUCAAGAACGCUUUCUAGUGUGCAACUCCCACCAGUCUGCGGAAGACAUGUUUAUCCUCCUGGCGCUUAGGUGGACUACAGUGCUGGCCGCGACCCUCGCAGGUGGAUCGGGAAUACCUGAAUGUGAUGCUCUGACGGAAUACGAGGAAUCUUCGGAAUAUGAGGAGUAUGAGGAAGAUGAGGAAUCUUCAAAAUAG
Cordyceps fumosorosea ARSEF 2679 is the source of this 1074-nucleotide messenger RNA. RefSeq lists its product as hypothetical. The record is from RefSeq and is a predicted model, not a curated record. Bases 1 to 1074 code for a protein of 357 amino acids. Lineage: Eukaryota; Fungi; Ascomycota; Sordariomycetes; Hypocreales; Cordycipitaceae. The transcript is spliced from 3 exons.